CUCCAUUUAGUUGUCUAGUCGAGGGAAACCAAAUCAGACGAGAAUGCGCGCUUCCAUACUGUUUUUCGGCCUGCUGCUGGUGGCCAGCUGCUCCACGAUUUUGGCCAGGCCACAGGAGAGCACUACGCCGAGCACCACCACCUCAACCACCACCACCACGACGACUCCGAAGCCUAAAGAGUCGUCUACAACCACUACGACUACGACGACGACAACGGAAAAGCCCAAGUCAGAGUCCACAACUGCCAGUACGACUACCACAAGCACCACCCCGAGCACCACCACCAGCACCACUCCCAGCACCACUCCCAGCACCACUCCCAGCACCACCCCGAGCACCACCACAACCACUACUACGACCACCACUCCAAAGCCCGAUGAUGAUGAGGCCGCCAAGCUGCUGCAACAAUGUGCCGAGUUGAGCCGCCGGAAGAAGCGGGGUGGAUCUUCCUCGUCCGAAGAGGACGACAGUGGCGAGAAGAAAUCGGCAAAGAAGGAGCGCAAGCAGUUGAAGAAACUGUGCAAGCAGUUGAAGAAGCAGCAGGAGCGCAAGCAGGAGAAGGCCCAGAAAUCGGCACUAUCGGAACUGGCCGAGGCCUUGAAAAACUACAACCAAAAGCAGAAGAACUAAUGUGCCAAUAAAUCUUUUUUUUUACAUUUUUUUUCUUUGUUUUUAGUGUACUUUAUAAUAUUUAUCAAAAAGUAUGCCAAUAAAAUGGAUCUUUAAAU
Drosophila melanogaster (fruit fly) is the source of this 729-nucleotide messenger RNA. RefSeq lists its product as uncharacterized. The record is from RefSeq and is marked reviewed. Lineage: Eukaryota; Metazoa; Arthropoda; Insecta; Diptera; Drosophilidae. The transcript has a single exon. Bases 44 to 631 code for a protein of 195 amino acids.